Molecule: messenger RNA, 3571 nt
Organism: Mercurialis annua (annual mercury)
Lineage: Eukaryota; Viridiplantae; Streptophyta; Magnoliopsida; Malpighiales; Euphorbiaceae
Product: putative pentatricopeptide repeat-containing protein At5g06400, mitochondrial
Exons: 1
Coding region: 282-3437 (1051 amino acids)
Molecular function (GO): protein binding
Source: RefSeq, a predicted model, not a curated record
UUUGAUAUAUUUGUAAAAACCCCUUAAAAAUAAAAUAAAAAAAACAUAAACAAAAAGCCAAUUUGAAAAUAGAUUUGAACUAAAAAAAGAUGUUUUCAAAAAAGAAAAGAAAAAGGGAUUCAGUCAUUUCAGGCGCAAAAAUAUAAAAGGAACGACAAGCCGUUUCAUUGAAGAAGAAAAAAACGACUUCAAUUUGGCGGGAAAGGAUUAAGCCGCGAAGCUGUUGAUAUUGGUUGGUUUGUGCUGCUUGUGAAACGCUCAAUCUUGCAUUUAUUAAGCUAAUGAAGCAUAUAAUUAGGUUUCAGUUCUUCACUUCAAACUCAAACUUCAAGCUUUAUAAUUCUCAGCUCUCCGUCCACCGGAGUUUCCACCGUUCCCGUAAGCAAACCCGAAAACGCAUAUUACAGGGCCCAUCGGAAACUGCCACAAAUUCACUCUUUACGGAAAUUACGGAGAUAUUGGGAGCUGAUAGUCUCAUCCCAGAUAAACACUCAGAUGGGUUUCUAAUAUCCAAAGAAAAUCAUUGGAGUAAUGUGGCAUUGAAGAAUCACACACAAGGUGUUUGUGAAAAUGCCGAGCUGAAUAAUUUCUUGCAGGAGAAGGAGAUUUUGUCGGGUCUCGAUGAAAAUCGGAGGGGGGAUUUGGAUGAAAUUGAUGUUAGUCCUAUAGUUCAUGAAAUUACUGCCAUAGUUCGUGCGGGAAACGGAAUUUUGUUAAUGGAGGAGAGGUUAGACAGUCUGGGGUUUCGGUUAGAACCGGAGGUUGUUGAGAAGGUAUUGAAGAGAUGCUUUAAAGUGCCUCAUUUAGCUUUUAGGUUUUUCAAUUGGGCUAAGGGGAAAAAUGGGUUUUGUCACACAACUGAGACUUACAAUACCAUGUUGUAUAUAGCUGGGGAAGCGAAAGAAUUCGAGGUGCUGGAUGAUUUGGUGGAGGAAAUGGAGAAGAAUUUGUGUGAAAAGGAUAUUAAAACGUGGAGCAUUCUUAUCUCGCAGUUUGGGAAGGCAAAGUUGAUUGGUAAAGCAUUGUUGUUCUUUGAGAAGAUGAAGAAAUCUGGGUUUGAACUUGAUGAGAGAAUUUAUAAAAUAAUGGUGCAUUCUCUUUGCAAUGCUGGAAAGGGUGAGGUCGCGUUUGAAAUUUACAAGGAGAUGAUACAGAAGGACAUGAGACUGAGUUUGAGUCUGUAUAAGCUGUUGCUUAAUAGCAUCGCGAAUUCAGGAAAGGUUGGCGCUGUCCACUUGGUGGCAGAUGAUAUGGUUAGGCUUUCACAGAUUCCGGAACGUGAUGUUCAUCUUUGUGUGCUGAAGAGUUUUUGUGUUGCUGGGAAAAUUAGUGAGGCUCUAGCACUAAUUCGUGACCUCAAGAAUAAAAAUGUAUUAGUUGACUAUGAAUUUCUUGAGAUCUUGGUGAAAGGACUGUGCCGGGCUGAUAGGAUUGUAGAUGCUUUGGAAAUUGUUGAAAUUAUGAAGAAGAGAGAUCUUGUUGAUGAAAAGAUUUAUGGGAUUAUCAUAAAUGGGUACUUGAGGAAGAAAGAAUUUUCAAAAGCAAUUGAGCUAUUUCAAAGCAUGAAAGAAUUAGGACAUCAGCCAAUGACUUCCACUUAUACAGAAUUAAUGCAACAUCUGUUCAGUUUAAACCAAUAUCGCGAAAGCUUUGAGCUGUUCAACGAGAUGCUGGAAAGAGGAGUUAAGGUUGACAGUGUGGCGUUUGCAACCGUUGUUGCAGCUCAUGUUCGCCAAAACCAUAUAUCAGAAGCAUGGGAAGUGUUCGACAAGAUGGAGGAUAAGGGAGUUAUUAAUCCUACUUGGAAGUUUUAUUUCAUUUUCACUAAAGAGCUUUGCAAAAUUUUAAGAACAGAUGAGGUUAUGAAGGUUUUGUACAAAAUGCAGGCCUCCAAGAUAUACAUUGAUAACAAAAUAUUCGAGUUGGCGAUAUUUUAUAUGGAGAAAAAGGGAGAGAUGGAAAACGUCCACAAAGUAAAGCAGAUGCAAAGGAUGUGCACACUUCAUUCCCUACAAGAUGGGGCAUCAGAGGUGGAACGGAACCACUAUCAGCCCGAUCAAGGAAGGAAUGAUUGUCGCUUAACAGAACCACAUUCGGAGACCUGCAAUGAGAUAAAUUCAGAGCAAGGAUGGGUAGAGCUUCACCAGGUGAAGCCAGAUUCAAAGAGUUAUAACGACGAGGAUUUACAAGAAAUUUGCAAGAUAUUAUCUUCGUCAAAGGAUUGGUCCAUUAUGCGAGAAGCUCUUGAGAAAUGCACUGUCCAGUUCACACCUGCACUGGUGGUGGAGAUUUUGCGAAAUUGCAGUAUCCACGGAAAAGCCGCGUUAAACUUUUUUUCAUGGGUGGGAAGUCGAUCUGGUUAUCGCCACACUGCAGAAACAUACAGCGCGGCUAUGAAAAUUUCAGGACGCGGGAAGGAUUUCAAGCACAUGAGGAGUCUUUUCUACGAAAUGAGAAGAAAAGGCUGCUUAAUAACACCAGACACUUGGGCUAUCAUGAUAAUGCAAUAUGGUCGAAUAGGUCUAACAGAGAUCGCUUUAAAGAUUUUCUAUGAGAUGAAAGAUAAUGGAUGCGCACCAAAUGACAGUACAUACAAAUAUUUGCUCGUAAGUCUUUGUGGGAAGAAAGGCAGAAAAGUCGAAGAAGCCAUAAGUAUAUUCCAUGAGAUGAUUCUUGCAGGACAUGUCCCCGACAGAGAAGUGGUAGAAACUUAUCUCAGUUGUCUCUGUGAAGCUGGUAAAGUAUCAGAAGCUAAAAAGAGCGCAGAUACUCUUCGAAAAAUUGGUUAUACCAUUCCCCUUAGUUAUUCCUUACACGUUAGGGCACUUUGUCGAGCAGGAAAGUUGGACGAAGCUUUAAAAUUGCUCGACGAAGUUGAGGAAGAGCGAUCUACCUUAGAUCAAUACACAUACGGAACACUUGUUCACGGGCUACUACGAAACGGACGACAAGAAGAGGCAUUAGCUAAAAUAGAUUCAAUGAAAAACGCAGGCAUCGAUCCAACUGUCCAUGUCUAUACAUCCUUAAUAGUUCAUUUCUUCAAGGAGAAGCAAACCGAAAAAGCUGUCGAAAUAUUCGAGCAAAUGCAACGAAAGGGGUGUGAACCGACAAUCGUUACGUAUUCAGCAUUGAUUCGUGGAUACAUGAACACGGAGAAAUUUGAUGAUGCUUGGAAUGUGUUUAAUCAUCUGAAAAUCAAAGGACCAAAACCUGAUUUCAUGACUUACUCUAUGUUCAUUAGUUGUCUAUGUAAGGCAGGGAAAUCUGAAGAAGCAUUGCAGGUUUUAUCAGAAAUGAUGGAUGAUGGGAUUGUUCCUAGUACUAUAAACUUUAGAACUUUGUUCUUUGGGUUAAACAGAGAAGGUAAAAAUGAUUUAGCUAAGACUGUUCUGCAACAAAAGAUAGCUUUAAGAAGUAGACGCAUGUUCUUGACAUAAUUUUAUUUUUCUGCCCAUUUUUUUCUUGUAUAUAUAAAUUUGAGUAAAUUACUCUAACAUCCCUUAGAUAUAACACACUUUAUACUUUUGUCCAUGUUGUUUGAAAAUUAAAUAGUUAUUUUUAUUUCCGUUAA